ACAGAGAAAAACACUCAACAGUUGGCCGCAAUACAAAAAAUCGAACAGGGGGCAGAAACCAGCAAUAUGCAGAACGAUAAGGAUGGCAGGGUGAUGACCAAACGCAAGACCAGAAGUUCUUCAAAUUAAUGGAUGUAUCUCGAGGAAAGAAAGGUAGAACUGAAGAUGGUGUGAUCCAGAUUGAUGGUGAUUUUGCAUGCAGAUUGGAAUGACGUAGUUUGGAAAGGCCUUACAAGAUUUUCUUACUUACAAUUCGCCAAGAAGGAUGAAACAAAGUUUAUGCUUCCAACACAUCUCAAGUACACUAGAGAGGAAGUGAACCUUGCC
Molecule: messenger RNA, 327 nt
Organism: Linum tenue
Lineage: Eukaryota; Viridiplantae; Streptophyta; Magnoliopsida; Malpighiales; Linaceae
Source: the annotation of a GenBank genome assembly